AUGUGCCGUCGCUGUCAGGACAAGGAGCUACAGUGCAACUACGCCGAGUCCUCGCAGCCCACCUGGGUCCAGCGGAUAGAGGAAAUUGAAAAGGCCAAUAACGAGUCUCCCCCUAUACCCACUUCAGUCCACGGGGUUUCGCCGGGAAACCCAGUCUCGAUUGCUGCAUCGCAGCCGGUUGACCAACACCCUCACGAUUCGCGCAAUCCGCCUUCACGCGAAUCCAUCGCGGUGAAAAGCGUUCAACCAUCAUUGUCGUCCCUCGAAUGGCUGACCGCUCGACAUCUGCCCACUUCAUGGAAAAUAGGCCUUUUGGUAGAGGAAUAUUUUAACAAUAUCCACCCUCUACGCUGUUUUGCUUUUAUUCAUAAACCAUCCUUCCUUCGGCGCUUAGACGGGGAGCUCUCCAUCAACUAUCAGACCCACGCCUUGUUGCACAUCAUCUGUGCCCUGGGUGCUCAGUUCUAUGCACUUGCCUACAGUGAAACGGUGGCACAUCUCCCGUCAAAGUUCGUCCUGCUUGCAGGCGGCGAAUGGGCUAGGAUCUCACAGCGACUGAUCCUGGAGGCUAUAGACACGGUCACUAUCGAGAACCUAAUGGCUGCGGUUCUGGUUCAUGACUAUGCAAUCCGGAUGGGCAACUUUGCCAACGCAUUCAUGCUGAGUGGGCUCAUCACUCGCAUGACGCAAGCCCUUCAAAUCAACCUGGAAUAUAAUACAGACCUGCUUUGUCAGGAUGCUGAAACCGGUCUAUCGGUUACAGACAAAGAGUCUCGUCGACGAUUGAUGUGGAGUUGCUACGUGAUGGACGCUCUCGUGGGGAGUGGGGUUGACCAGCUUACGCUGGUGGAAGAACGAGAUAUGAAAAUCCAGCUGCCCUGCAACGAACGAAAUUUUCUCCAGCAACGGCCAUGUCUUACGGAAACAUUAGAGCCUGGAAAUUGGUUGAAAUUCAUUCCUGGGGAAUUGGACACGGACACCAUUCUGCCUAACAUGGGCAUUAUGGCCUAUUUUAUUCGGCACAUAUCCAUUCGCAAAAGAGUUUUGAGGUACAUCAAACACCUCGGCGACGCCAAGGUUCCGUGGGACCCGGACUCGGAAUUCGCGAUGCUAGAUGCGGAUUGCCGCGCAUGGUACGAGUCUCUUCCAGCCAGUCUACGAUUUAUGCCAGAUGCAAUCUAUAUUAGAAAAGACUCCUCUCAGCUGGGGGCUCUCUGCGUUCUACAUUGUGCCCAUUACCAAACAAUGUGCGAUCUGUAUCGCCUAGGAGCUCCCGCCCUUUACAAACUUCGGGCUGCUUUUGAUUUCCCACCAGAGCAACGGGAAUUCCUCCGUCAUUUGCAGCAAGUUCUUUUUGACGCAGCAAGGACGCUGGCGUCAAUCAUUGGCGAGACCAUGCGUCACGACUCCCGGAUGCUGGCGGAUUCGUGGCUGCCAACUAUUGCUUACGACAGUUGUCGGAUCAUGGUCUACCACUUGACUCAAAUCCUGGAUCCUCGAAUCGAGAGUACCAGAGUAAUGAUGAGAGAAACAGUCCCAUUACUGCAAAGCAACAUAACAGCUCUGAAAGUGAUGGGAAACGUGAGCGGUAUCGCGGACUCGCUGUGUUCAGCAGCAGAAAUGAUGCUCAACAGAUCCAGGAUUGAAUCCGAAGCGAUCACACAGAAUAUCGUUCCCGAUGACCCAUACCCGGCCCAAGAGGGAGAUGAACCAAGCGAAAGCCUCCCCGGCACUCCAGUUCAAAGUGCUCCAGACUACGUGCUCAAUCCGUUAUCAAUAUUUCGGAUGGCACGCAAGUCUAUCCCGGAGCGACAUGCGCCUGAAAAGGCAGCCACUUCAUCCGCACCCAACAGUGCGCUCCCGGAGUCUAAUGCUGAUCCGGAUCAUCCACUCGAAGGUUCCAUCGCAGGCGGAUGUCGGCGAAGCAUCUCGAAUGAGCCUGAAUUUGGUCAAGCAAGUCUUGAAGAGCUCCAGACUCUCUUCAUGUCGGAUCUGGGAUGGGCAUGGCAGCCUGCUGAAACUGCAGUUGGAUCGGGCAUCGAGGCAGCUGGUCUGCUUCCGUGGGCGGGAGGAUAUCAGGUCACCCAGGGGGAGCCAUGGCUACCGGUAUUCCCAUUUGCACAGCAGGACUAA
This is a messenger RNA of Penicillium lagena, 2133 nucleotides long. Its product is annotated as fungal specific transcription factor domain-containing protein. NCBI's taxonomy places the organism in Eukaryota, Fungi, Ascomycota, Eurotiomycetes, Eurotiales, Aspergillaceae. Gene Ontology annotation, cellular component: nucleus. The record is from RefSeq and is a predicted model, not a curated record. Bases 1 to 2133 code for a protein of 710 amino acids. Gene Ontology annotation, biological process: DNA-templated transcription. Gene Ontology annotation, molecular function: DNA binding; zinc ion binding. The transcript has 7 exons.